Penicillium malachiteum is the source of this 924-nucleotide messenger RNA. RefSeq lists its product as uncharacterized. Lineage: Eukaryota; Fungi; Ascomycota; Eurotiomycetes; Eurotiales; Aspergillaceae. Bases 1 to 924 code for a protein of 307 amino acids. The record is from RefSeq and is a predicted model, not a curated record. The transcript has 3 exons.
AUGUCUUCUACUACAUCCGAUGGCAGCCGACAGCCGGGACUCAUCGUCUGUUGUGUCAUAAUGCUCAUAUUGGCUGUGACCUCAGUUGCCUUGCGCUGUUGGUCCAUCUGGGGCUCGCGAACUCACAGGUUUGGUUUCGAUGAUGCAUUUGCCAUCAUAACAUUGGAUGCAUGCAUUACUUUCCCCAAACUAUCGGUGCUUUGCUUCUAUCAUCGCGUUUUCAAGCGAGGAGGCACUUGGGUCCGUCCUGUUCUCUGGGUCGUAGGAGCUCUUUGUGUUGGCUGGCUGAUCGGGUCAUGGUUUGCAACUGUCUUCCAGUGCACGCCAGUUCGUGCUUCCUGGGAAACCGUUGCUGGCUCAACAUGUGUCAAACAGUGGAAAUUCUUCACUGGGACUGCUGUGCCCAAUGGAAUCCUGGACGUGACGAUUCUGAUAAUCCCCUUGCCACUACUCUGGUCACUGCAAAUGACCAGACCAAAGAAGUUCAUGCUUACCGGCAUGUCUAUUUGCGGUCACUCAGUGGUUGUUGUGUCUAUUGGUCGCCUCAUUACUCUCCUCAAGGCGGGGUCCUCUUUAGAAUCCGAUCUAACCUGGUCUACCAUCGAUUAUAUCUGUUGGGUGCAGUGUGAAGGCCCGGUCUCUCUCAUGUCUGUCUGCCUCCCUAAUAUUAUGGAGCUUGGACGCCGUCUCAGGCAACAAUGGACAAAAAAUACCACUGGACGUUCAUUCUCGUUAUCGGCAACCAAGAAAACUGCGUCGGACUUGCUAGGUGGCAAGCAAUCACUUUAUUCCCUCGAAGACGAUAGAGAAACUAUUCUCAAAGGUCAUCGCUCAGGAACCCCGAGCGUGUAUCACAUUAACACCACUACUAGUUUCGAAGUAACACGACUCGGAUCAGUGUCGGAAUGGAACUCUACUGUCUAA